AUGGACACAACUGACCGUCUCGUCGCACAAAGACGUAACAUGGACAAGAAUGUCAUCUUGCGCCUCUAUUAUGCAAUUCCGUACGGCGAAACAACCACCGAUAAUAGCAUGCAAAAAUGCGCACAUUAUUGCCGCCCACGCCGCAGUAGGCAACCGAUAAACGAUGGUGUUGAUAAUGAUCGUCGUGAACGCGCUCAAACACGAAAAGAUGAGACGCCUGCUGUCAGCAAUGAAGAUGCGUUUGACGGCCAGCCUUAUAUCGAGUUUCGCUUCGAUACCGUCCGCAGGCAUCCUCAAGGUUUCCUUGUUGGCGCUGACCCGGGAUGCGACUUCCAAUUGCUUGGUGACUUGGGGCUUAGCAGCAAACAUCUUUGUAUCACCUUUGACGACAAAAAGCACUUGGUAGUCAAAGAUUUGAGGUCUGCAAACGGCACAGUGGUCUCCUAUUCGGACAAGAUUCCCGACAGACGCUGCCACUUUACGUGGAUCAUUGGUGGCAUCGAUCAAUUCCACGAAGAGGCCAUCGAGAUCCAAAUGGGGUUUAUCUUGAAAUUGAAGGCCUUGAUCAACCAUGCUAUCUUCGCCGAUGAUGGCUCUGCAUCGUUGAUUGACCAGUUUCGCAGCCAAAUGACUGAUGAAGAUAUUCCUUAUACUUCUGCUUUAUCGGGUGGUGAAGAUCUCUCUGUUCCUAAAUGGAGAGAUCUUUAUACUUCUGCCAACACAUUGAGUAAUGCAGAUAUUCAUGGCAUGUUAUUGAAGAGCCGAGGGCAGACAGCUACUGCAACAGAAAUGCACACCCCCAGCACCCGUCCGCUGUAUCUAGAUUGCAACAUAGGCAUGGGGUCAUUCGGCCAGGCAACACGCUGGAUAAACAUGAGCACGGGCAAGGAUUAUGUGGAAAAGACGCCAAUCGGGAACUACGACGCGGAGAAAUGGGAAAACGAAAUAAGCAUCAUGCAAAGGCUCGGAGAGCAUGAAAACAUUGUACCGCUCCUACACUAUGUCAAAGUUCCUCAAUGGACCAUAUGCUUGCCGUAUUAUGAACUCGGUAGUCUUGAGAAGAUUUGGAAGGGUCUGGAACUCACGCUCGGCCACGUCAUGGAGUUGUUAAAGCAAUGUCUGGCCGGCCUCAAACACGCGCAUGCAAAACAUUUUGCUCACAGAGACAUGAAGCUCUCAAACAUUCUCGUUGAGAGUCUGACGCCUUUCAGGAUUCGACUCGCAGAUUUUGGCGAAUCAAAAGCCACAAACAUCUCUGUCCCCCAAUCGUACUGCGGCACAGAAAUAUACAUGGCCCCCGAAGUAAUCAAAAGCAGAAGUAAUUGGGGCGGUUGCUACUCAAUUGUCUGCGAUCUAUGGUCACUGGGGGCCAUGCUCAGCGAGGUGCUGUUUGGCAAACCGCAGUGGCCUCGGAACCGAGCCAUCAACCAGGCAUACUGCGACGCGGUUCGGGAGCAGACGCAAAGCACUUGCGAGGCGGAUCUGCAAGGCUUGCAGAGGUUCUUGUUGCAGAAUCUUCUUGUUGUGGAUCCUAAGCAGCGCCCAACGGCCGCUGAUUGCUACGAGCUGGCCAUGUCCCUGCCGCCCGUCAACGAACCAUCACGGAUCAUGACUUGUCCCCGGCGAGCGACUAGUUUACCUACGGAGAUUCCUACCUGCUCGAAGACACCGAGAAACAACAAAGAGGGCGACCCUGUUCAGUCAUCGGGGCUCAGCACGAUACGUCCUCUCCCCGGCCACGGAUCGAAGCGACGUCUCGAGGACGAUGCGGAGGCGGGGCAAGAAUCUCCCGGCCCGAAGCGGCCCUUUGCAGGGAAAAUGCUAGGCAAAAGGCUCGCCGAACUGCGACCUGUACCUGUAGGCGAUGUGGGCGCCGUAUCUGAGAAGCCUGUACCUGAUGGCUCCGAUCAAACGGCGCCGAGCGACCAGCCAUCCCUUCCCGCUGGCGCGAGCGGUGCCGGCAGCGCCAUUCGUGAGCCGCAGCUCCAGCUCUCCAAAGCCGAGCCAGCCCAUCGCCGCGCCGCCGUCAACUCUGCCAGGCCAGGUUCGCCAGUGCACCCGGCCGUCUCACCGGUGCCGCAAAGCCCCAUGCGGCGUGCUCACGACGUGCGCUCUGCGAACCGCACCACUCCCGCUCGCGAGCCGCGAUCUCAGCUUUCCGAGGCAGAGUCAACCCAUCGCGGUCCCGCCGUCGCCUCUGCCAGACCGGGCUCACCGGUACCGCAGAGCUCCGAGCGGCCUGCUCACGAUGUGCUCUCUGCGAACCGCAACAGCACCACUCGCAAGCCGCGGUCCUAG
Molecule: messenger RNA, 2298 nt
Organism: Beauveria bassiana ARSEF 2860
Lineage: Eukaryota; Fungi; Ascomycota; Sordariomycetes; Hypocreales; Cordycipitaceae
Product: AGC kinase
Exons: 2
Coding region: 1-2298 (765 amino acids)
Biological process (GO): autophagy; protein autophosphorylation; peptidyl-serine phosphorylation
Cellular component (GO): autophagosome; cytoplasm
Molecular function (GO): ATP binding; protein binding; protein serine/threonine kinase activity
Source: RefSeq, a predicted model, not a curated record